AUAGCAGCAAGAAGAACAAGCACCAACCCUAAUAGAUUUAAUUUUCUAAAAACUUUUGAGAAACUUCAAACUUCCCUCAAACUGUUUUCUGCAGUAUAUGUGGUGGUGGCACUGAUCUUGGGUUCUGCCUACCAUGCUGUUGGAACUACGGAUGAUCCUCUUUUCCAAUGCUUACAAGACCCUGAUUAUGAUUACCUUCUGAAGAUAACGGAACAAGGUCUUCCUCCGACAAAGACCCCUCAACAUGUAAUAAUUGUUGGAGCAGGCGCUGCUGGACUCACUGCGGCUAAGUUUCUGGAGGAUGCAGGUCACAAGGUGACAAUUAUUGAGGCAAGUGGCCGUAUAGGUGGAAGAAUUCUAACACAUAGGGACAAAAGAGAGGGCUGGUUUGCAGAACUUGGUGCCAUGAGGAUCCCAAUUUUCCACAAGAUUCUCUUGAAUUUCGCAACCAAGCUGGGCCUGAAGUUUGGAAAUUUUCAGCAGGAAGACGAAAACACUUACUAUUAUAUAAACGGAUUUCGUUAUAAAACCUACACCGUGAGACAGAACCCAGACGUACUGAACUACCCCGUAUAUGACUGGGAAAAGGGGAAAAAUGCCAGUCAACUGUUCAACAUAGCACUGGGCAAGUUAAGAGAUGAUCUGCAAAAAAUGGGGUGUGAAAAAAUGUUGAACACGUAUGAUUCAUACUCAGUCAAGGAGUACUUAGUGAACGUGGGAAAUUUGAGUAGAGGAGCUUUGCGGAUGAUUGGUGAUGUCCUGAAUGAGAACAGUUUUUUCUACACAGCCCUCACUGAAAUGCUCUACAUCCAGUCUGAUGUAAAAGACGAUGAAACGUAUUUCGAAUUUACAGGUGGCUUUGAAACAUUCUCAGACACAUUCUACUCAGUGCUAAAUGCCACAGUCCUUCUGCACUCAAAAGUCCAGGCCAUCAGCCGAACGCAGGACAACGUGACAGUUUCAUACCAAGACUGGCGUAAUCGCGGCAGCAUGACCAACAUUACUGCCGAUUAUGUCUUGGUGACAGCCACAGCCAAAGCAACACUCCUCAUUGACUUUAACCCGCCUCUGUCUGCCGAAAAGAUGGAAGCGCUACGGUCGGUGCACUAUUCCAGCUCCACAAAAGUAGUGCUAGGUUUCAGCAAAAAGUUCUGGGAGAUUGAUGAUGGCAUCAAGGGAGGGAAAAGCAUCACAGAUCUGCCAUCCCGGUUCAUCCACUACCCCAGUCAUGAGUUCCCCGGGAUAUCAGGCGGGGCUGUGUUAGCUUCUUACACCUCCUCGGAUGAUGCUGCACUCCUACAGACUUUAGAAGAUGAGGAGUUGAAGGCUCUGGUCUUAAAUGACCUGGUGAAGAUCCAUGGAGAACACAUCCGCCAGCUCUGCACCGGCGGUUUUGUGAAAAAGUGGGGACUAGAUCCUUACAGCCACGGUGCCUUUGCUAUCUUCACUCCUUUUCAAAUGAGAGACUAUAAUGUGUCUAUAGUCCAGAAUGAGGGGAGGAUUCACUUUGCAGGAGAGCACACGGCCAGACCUCAUGGCUGGAUCGAGACUGCCAUGAAAUCUGCUCUGCGAGCGUCAGAUAAAAUAAAUAACGAUGUAAAGUAGGAAACAAAAAAUGAUGGUAUGUCUAAUAAUAGAUUGAAGACAUUUUUAAACCCUUAAAUUGCCUAAUUUCAAUUUGACCCCUUUUGUUCUCUAUAUUUCCUUCAAAAAUGACUUUAAACUCUAGAUAUCAUCACCCUGUCAACUUUUCAUCGUCAGAUUUGUUCCUUCCACUAGCCUACCAUGAAACCAUUUGCAAAAAGUAAAUUAUAUAAAAAAUCCCA
Messenger RNA from Rhinichthys klamathensis goyatoka, 1826 nucleotides. RefSeq names its product interleukin 4 induced 1 (gene il4i1). Lineage: Eukaryota; Metazoa; Chordata; Actinopteri; Cypriniformes; Leuciscidae. The record is from RefSeq and is a predicted model, not a curated record. Gene Ontology annotation, molecular function: polyamine oxidase activity; L-amino-acid oxidase activity. The annotation marks the transcript as partial. Gene Ontology annotation, biological process: amino acid catabolic process. The transcript has 6 exons.